UCUGGCGUUCUCGGGUGCUAAACAUGUGUCGAUAUUUACGAAGUUGAGUGUGUUGCUUUUAGAGUUGCGAUUACGAAAAUUUCGAAUCAAUAACCUCGCAUAUUGACGAAGGGAAACGCUGGUGCAAAUGGAUUUCGAAUUUUCUGACGAAAUUUUCGGUUUUUUUUCCUCGAAAAACUCUUUAUGCAGCUUUUAUAAAUCGUACUCAACGAAACGUCUCAAUUCACAGAUUCGACUUGAUAGACUUAUUCUUCGUGAACAACUAAAUUUCUCACAUUCUCACGGAAUCUUAACCUCGAAAAACGAUAACAUCGAACGUGUGACUGAUGAGAAAUGCUAUCGGCGCAAUGGGAAAAAAUUGUUGCCGAAUAAAAUCCUAACCUGCUCCACUGAAAAACCACCGUCACUGUUCAAGAGUCUCGAAAUAUUUAUCAAUCAACGUGUCCCUUUGCCGAGGAUUUGUUUGAUACCAUCAACUAGAGAUUUUAAAAGGCGAGCUCCGGCAAAAAGUUGCUUCGAAACGACACACCCCCCGCCAUGUACAUAUUCGUAGAGGCACAAUGUUUUCGUUCAGUAUUGGAACUACGAUAGGCUGGGUCUCGCCAACAAUAGUCAAAUUGUUAGAACCUGAUUCUCCAAUUCCGUUCACUCCUGAUGACAUUUCGACGAUGGUAGCAGCGAGUGCAGUUGGUCACGUUAUUUCGCCACCGCUGAAUCACUUUUUUGUCGAUCGUAUUGGUCGUCGCAAUACCUUAUUGUUGAGUGGACUCCCGGUAAUCAUCAGUUCUGCCAUGAUAAUGGUGGCACGACACAUUUGGGUUAUUCACGUCGCCCGUAUCUUGGUUGGAUUCUCGCUGGGCAUGUGUCUGUGCGUGUCUCCGAUGUACAUGGGGGAAGUGGCAUCGAUACGUACAAGGGGUUUGGCCGGAGCUUCGAUUGGAGUGAUGAUAAAUUUGGGGAUCCUGUUCACCUACGUAGUUUGUCCUUAUUUGUCGAUCGCCAGCGUUGGAGGAUUGUUGAUGAUAAUCGCACUGGGCUUCGUGUUCGCGUUUUGGUUCAUGCCGGAGAGUCCUCAUUAUCUUGCAAUGGUUGGUAGAAUCGAGGAGGCCGAAGCGGUCCUGGAGAAGUUACGGGGUCGGAUGGACGUCAGCGAGGAGCUCAAAGUCCUCAAAGAUGCGGUGCCAAAGUCAGCAGGGGAGAGGAGCUCCGAAAAGGGGAGACAAAACCGUGCGAGCUGGAGAGACGUUUUCACCGGCCGAGGAAAUCGGCGAGCAUUAUUGAUAGCUUUCCUUUUCCUACUGCCCCAACACUUUGGUGGCUACUUCCUGGUGCUCGCUUACAACGAACUGAUAUUCAAGAAUGCCGGCAUGGCAAUACCGAGUCAUUGGGCGACCAUAGCUGUGGGCAUCUCUCAAUUAUUAUCCGCUGUAAUAUCAGGGCUCCUGGUUGACAAAUUGGGGCGUCGGCCUUUGAUACUGGGCGCUGGACUGACGGCUGGAUUGUGUAAUGCCGUCAUGGGUGGUUACCUCUUCGCUCAAGAGUACGUCGGUGUGGAUGUUGAGCCAUACUCGGUUCUCUUCCUCCUGGCAGUUUUGGUACAGGUAUUUUUCUUCAACUUUGGCCUCCUCAGCAUCCACCUGGUCAUCAUGGCGGAAGUCUUCAACACGGAAGUGAAAGGCGUAGCGAUGUCGAUCGUGGGCGUUUGUAGCGCGGUGUUCGGCAUCAUAUCGAGCAAAUUCUACAUCACAAUCGCCGUGACAUGGGCAGUCGGUCAUUCCGUGCCCUUUCUGGCGUUCGCUUUCGUCGUCUGGGUAUCGACGAUCCUUUUGGUAAUGAUCACCCCGGAGACGAAGGGCCGAUCGUUCGUGCAGAUUCAAUUGGAUCUGAAUAGGUGAUCGAGGCGUCUUCGGCGCAACGGGACUGUUUCCUGCUCCGUCUGAAUGUCGUUUAGUUUCAUUAAAUAAUAACUAAAAUAGAAGAACACAGAAGAGUUUUUUCGAAGCUCCAAACCGUAGAUUUGCGGUCUUCCGCUCACUUCGAUUAAUUCCACUCGUUUAAAAAUGCCUCCCAGCUUGCUUUUCGAUUCGACUUGACUCCCAGGCAACAGAGGCCGCAUCCGGAGGUAGAGCUGAGCGAAUAAAAAACGUCGAUGCACCGUGGCACGUCGAGACAAAGUUAUCUUUGAGUAGAACGAAAGUCGCGGCCGCUCGUCCGCAGUCCAGGGGGAAGCCUCGGGAUUUUAAAAUCACUAUUCAGUCUUACGAAAAUUGCUAUUGGCAGAGCCAUUAGAAGCUGGAAUUAGUUUUCGCGAGUGCGGAGAUAUCCUGGCCGUCCGUGUAUAAGCUUUCGUGGUGACUUCCCUCUCUCAAUCUCUCUUUCUCGCUUUUUUGUUUUAUAACCUCCGUAGGAUCCUGAUAUCCGUGCUCCGGGAGUACUCACUUUGGCUCGCUGCCUCAGCCACACCGUUCGCCACGGCUCACUUAUCUUACUUUAUACCUGAGAUUAAUAGCCCCUCUCUUCCAACUGCAUCGGACCACUAUGCACUUUUUUCACCCCUCAGCCCCUAUUCCCCCGCUCUUUUCCCUUCGCUUUCCCUUUCUCCCAGCUCUCAUAUAUUCGCUCCAGGAACAGAGCGGACUUUUGUUUCGCCAAAAGUUUCUUUUAGUUUUCUCGUUUCAGGAGACUCGUGGAGAUUGUUUCGCUGCGAUAUUGGGAAUACAUCGUAAAUUCACAGGCUCUAAUAUUUUAUUGCCUCCCCUCCCGCCCCUUAAUCAAUGUACGUCUAUAUGUAUAUAGACUAUUUUCUUGUUGUAUCGUUAUAUUUUUUCUUCUCCAAUCGUCUUGGACUUUGAGAUUGGAAAAGCGGCUUUACCCCCAGAAAAGUAAUUACGAUAAUUGGCUUGCCAAGCGUUUUCACUUUUCCUCUUAUUUCAUGUCGUUGAGGAACAAUUACAACGAGAAUAUUGUUAAAAAUAUUUGUUCUAUGUUUUAUUGAUUUUGGAAAUAAAAACAUUUUUGAUUAUCUA
Venturia canescens is the source of this 3026-nucleotide messenger RNA. Its product is annotated as facilitated trehalose transporter Tret1-2 homolog. Gene Ontology annotation, biological process: transmembrane transport. Gene Ontology annotation, cellular component: membrane. The record is from RefSeq and is a predicted model, not a curated record. Gene Ontology annotation, molecular function: transmembrane transporter activity. Bases 561 to 1895 code for a protein of 444 amino acids. NCBI's taxonomy places the organism in Eukaryota, Metazoa, Arthropoda, Insecta, Hymenoptera, Ichneumonidae. The transcript is spliced from 3 exons.